AGAAACACGGAGCCGCCGAAAUCACCAGAACUCUCCGUCUCGAGCUUUCUCGGAAUCCAUGGCGUCUCGCCUCCUCGCCGCCCGCCUCCGCCCUCUCCUCCGAUCCACCGCCCUCCUCCGCCCCAUUCCUAUCUCCCAAAACCUAGAUCCCUACCUCCUUCGUGGCCUCUCCACGUUCCCCGCCCGCCGCCCACCCUCCCGCCCUCGCCCAAUUGACAUCGGUGCUAGGGCACGGCAGCUCCAGUCCCGACGGCUCUGGACCUACGCGCUGACCUUCAGCUGCGUCGCCGGAUUCAUCGUCAUCGUCCUCGCUAAUUUCCAGGACCAACUCGUCUUCUACAUCACCCCCUCCGAUGCCCUGCAGAAGUUCAACGCCGAUCCAUCCAAGUCCCGGUUUCGCCUCGGUGGUCUCGUCCUCGAGGGCAGCGUCGUGUACCCCAGCUCAUCCCCAGAGAUGGAGUUCGUCAUUACCGAUCUCAUCACUGACGUCCUCGUCCGCUUUGAGGGCUCGUUGCCGGAUCUUUUCCGGGAGGGGCACUCAGUGGUGGUAGAGGGUUUCGUGAAGCCGGCUCCUCCGGAAGGGUUCGGGUCGGGGCCCAAAGUCUCGGAGAAGGCCAGGCAAAUUGGGUGUUUCUUCAAAGCCACGGAGGUGCUUGCGAAGCACGACGAGAAGUACAUGCCCAAAGAGGUUGCUGCCGCGCUUGAGAAGAACAAGAAGUUGUUAGAGGCCGAGGCUGAUGCCGGAGCAGCCGGAGAUGGUGAAACUAGGAGCUGAAGGCUUCGUUGAGGUUUUCUUUCUAAACUCACUCACA
Dioscorea cayenensis subsp. rotundata (Guinea yam) is the source of this 812-nucleotide messenger RNA. Its product is annotated as cytochrome c-type biogenesis protein CcmE homolog, mitochondrial. The coding region runs from base 59 to 775 and encodes 238 amino acids. The transcript has a single exon. Lineage: Eukaryota; Viridiplantae; Streptophyta; Magnoliopsida; Dioscoreales; Dioscoreaceae. Gene Ontology annotation, cellular component: plasma membrane. Gene Ontology annotation, biological process: protein-heme linkage; cytochrome complex assembly. The record is from RefSeq and is a predicted model, not a curated record. Gene Ontology annotation, molecular function: heme binding.